AUGAAGUCGUUAUCACUCCUGGGCGUCUCCUCCCUCGCCCUCACCUCCCUCGCUCUGCCUACUGUGAACCAAAAUCAGCUUCGAUUCGAGUCUCUCGCCGACCUUGCCGAUGCGGACAAACCGCGGGCUAUCAAAGAUGCAUUCAACCAUGCAUGGAAAGGAUAUAUGACCCACGCCUACCCAAUGGACGAACUCCGGCCAGUGUCCAACGUAGGGACUAACCCACUGAACGGCUGGGGUGCCACGCCGGUCGAUGCGCUUUCUACUGCUAUCAUAAUGGGCUUGCCAGAUGUCGUGGACCAGAUCCUGGACCAUGUUAGCAAGAUUGAUUUUAGCAAGACGGAUGACCUCUGCAGUUUGUUCGAGACUACUAUUCGCUACCUAGGAGGUUUGAUCUCGGGUUAUGACUUGCUGAAGAAUUCGGGGGCAAUGGAUGUCGACUCCGAGAAAGUCGAUGUCUUGCUUCAGAAGGCUGUAGAGCUUGCGGAUGUCCUUAAAUUUUCUUUUAACACUACUACCGGCAUUCCCUCAAACACUCUGAAUAUUCCUAAGCAGACUACUGACGGCGCCACCAGCAACGGCCUUGCAACGGUCGGAACAUUGGUCCUUGAAUGGACACGUCUCUCUGACUUGACCAACAUGGAAGAGUACGGAAAGCUUGCCCAAAGAGCUGAAGAGCAUUUGCUCGACCCCAUGCCUCAGUCGAAUGAGGUGUUCCCCGGUCUCGUCGGAGGAAGUAUCAACAUCAAGACCGGCGAGUUUGAGCGCGCCAGUGCUAGCUGGGAGGGCGGUGAUGAUUCCUUCUACGAGUAUCUGAUCAAGAUGUACGUCUACGAUCGUAGUGCAUUUGGAAAGUACAAAGAUAGAUGGGUGCUGGCGGCCGAGUCGACUAUUGAGCACUUGAAAUCUUCCCCCUUGCUGCACCCUGACACCACGUUUGUCGGAGCCUGGGCAAACGGAGCAUUGGUCAAGAGCUCCCAGCACCUUGCCUGCUUCGACGGAGGCAACUUCAUCCUCGGUGGACGAGAGUUGAACCGACCUGACUUCACCCGAUUCGGACUUAAGCUAGUCGACGGCUGCCACAAAACUUACGCCAACACUGUGACUAAGAUCGGACCUGAAUCCUUUGGCUGGGAUGAGAAGAGGGUCCCUAGAGACCAAGCUUCCUUUUUUGCCAAGUCUGGUUUCUAUAUCAACAGCUCUGGUUAUGUCUUGAGGCCAGAGGUCAUAGAGAGCUUCUACUACGCAUACAGAGUCACUGGAAACAAGAAGUAUCAACAAUGGAUCUGGGAUGCCUUCGUGGCCAUCAGUGAAGCCACUAAGACAGACAGCGGUUUUUCCUCCAUCAGCAAUGUCAACGCUCCAAACGGCGGGUCUAAGACCGACAGCCAACCUAGCUUCUUCUUUGCUGAGACCUUGAAGUACACCUAUCUAGCUUUCGCUGAAGAUGCCGACUGGCAGAUUAGCCAAAGUGGAAGGGACAAGUUCGUCUUCAACACGGAGGCCCACCCAUUCCGCGUCCGCAACUAG
This is a messenger RNA of Nannizzia gypsea CBS 118893, 1530 nucleotides long. Its product is annotated as mannosyl-oligosaccharide 1,2-alpha-mannosidase IB. The record is from RefSeq and is a predicted model, not a curated record. The transcript is spliced from 8 exons. NCBI's taxonomy places the organism in Eukaryota, Fungi, Ascomycota, Eurotiomycetes, Onygenales, Arthrodermataceae. Gene Ontology annotation, biological process: carbohydrate metabolic process; N-glycan processing. Gene Ontology annotation, molecular function: mannosyl-oligosaccharide 1,2-alpha-mannosidase activity; calcium ion binding. Gene Ontology annotation, cellular component: endoplasmic reticulum; Golgi membrane. Bases 1 to 1530 code for a protein of 509 amino acids.